CCAGAGGCGGGACCAGCCGCCGCCGUCUCCGUCUCAGUGUCCCGUCCGCCACAGCGCCGGACAGCCGCCGCGGGAGAAGCGGAAACUGCCGGGUGCGCCGCGCCGGCCGAGAGCGCGCCGGGAGCAGUGGGGCGGCCUCCGUCCGGCCCAGACCCGCCGAGCGGCGCCCGGCGCCCCCUCCCGCGCAGCCCCGCGGCCCCGCCCCGGCCCCGCCCGAGCUCGCCGCGCGCCCCCCGCCCGGCCCCCGCGGCCCGAGCGCGCCCACCUGAGCCCGUCCGCGCCCACCUGAGCCGUGCGCCGGCGCCAUGGCGGAGCAGGAGAGCCUGGAGUUCGGCAAGGCGGACUUCGUCCUGAUGGACACCGUCUCCAUGCCCGAGUUCAUGGCCAACCUUCGGCUCAGAUUUGAGAAAGGGCGCAUCUACACGUUCAUUGGAGAAGUCGUUGUUUCUGUGAAUCCUUACAAGUCGUUGAACAUCUAUGGGAGGGACACAGUGGAGCAGUAUAAAGGACGUGAGCUAUACGAGAGACCGCCUCAUCUUUUUGCUAUUGCUGAUGCUGCUUACAAGGCGAUGAAGAGGCGAUCGAAAGACACUUGCAUUGUGAUAUCAGGGGAGAGUGGAGCUGGUAAAACUGAAGCCAGUAAGUACAUUAUGCAGUACAUUGCGGCCAUCACCAACCCCAGUCAGAGGGCGGAGGUUGAAAGAGUGAAGAAUAUGUUGCUUAAGUCCAACUGUGUCUUGGAAGCUUUUGGAAAUGCCAAAACCAACCGUAAUGACAACUCAAGCAGGUUUGGAAAAUACAUGGAUAUCAACUUUGAUUUCAAGGGGGACCCUAUUGGUGGACAUAUCAAUAACUACUUAUUGGAGAAGUCUCGCGUGAUCGUGCAGCAGCCAGGAGAAAGAAGCUUUCAUUCUUUCUAUCAGCUACUCCAGGGAGGUUCAGAGCAGAUGCUGCGCUCUCUCCAUCUCCAGAAAUCCCUUUCAUCCUACAACUAUAUCCAUGUAGGAGCUCAAUUAAAGUCUACUAUCAAUGAUGCUGCUGAAUUCAAAGUGGUAGCUGAUGCCAUGAAAGUAAUCGGCUUCAAACCCGAGGAGAUUCAAACCGUAUAUAAAAUUUUGGCUACUAUUCUUCACUUGGGAAAUUUAAAAUUUGUAGUGGAUGGUGACACGCCUCUUAUUGAAAACGGCAAGGUUGUGUCUGUCAUAGCAGAAUUGCUCUCCACCAAGACGGACAUGGUUGAGAAAGCCCUUCUUUACCGGACUGUGGCUACAGGUCGCGACAUCAUUGACAAGCAGCACACGGAACAGGAAGCUAGCUACGGCAGGGACGCCUUUGCUAAGGCAAUAUAUGAACGCCUUUUUUGUUGGAUCGUCACUCGCAUCAAUGAUAUUAUUGAGGUCAAGAACUAUGACACCACGAUCCAUGGGAAAAACACUGUUAUUGGUGUCUUGGAUAUCUAUGGCUUUGAAAUUUUUGACAACAACAGCUUUGAGCAGUUCUGCAUCAAUUACUGCAAUGAGAAAUUGCAGCAGCUCUUUAUUCAGCUGGUUCUGAAGCAAGAACAGGAGGAGUACCAGAGGGAAGGGAUCCCCUGGAAGCACAUUGAUUACUUCAACAAUCAGAUCAUCGUGGACCUUGUGGAGCAGCAGCACAAAGGGAUCAUCGCAAUCCUUGAUGACGCCUGCAUGAACGUCGGCAAAGUCACCGAUGAAAUGUUCCUCGAAGCACUUAACAGUAAACUGGGCAAACACGGUCAUUUUUCCAGCCGAAAGCUCUGUGCCUCAGACAAAAUCCUGGAGUUUGAUCGAGAUUUUCGAAUCCGACAUUACGCAGGUGAUGUAGUCUAUUCUGUCGUCGGUUUUAUUGACAAAAAUAAAGACACUUUAUUUCAAGAUUUCAAGCGCCUCAUGUAUAACAGUUCAAAUCCCGUGCUGAAGAAUAUGUGGCCUGAAGGGAAACUGAGCAUUACAGAGGUGACCAAGCGACCUCUGACCGCCGCCACCUUGUUUAAGAACUCCAUGAUCGCUUUGGUAGACAACCUUGCAUCAAAGGAACCAUACUACGUACGUUGCAUCAAACCCAAUGACAAGAAAUCCCCACAGAUAUUCGAUGAUGAACGCUGCCGGCAUCAAGUAGAGUAUCUUGGACUACUGGAAAAUGUGAGGGUGCGUCGAGCAGGGUUCGCCUUCCGCCAGACGUACGAGAAGUUUCUUCACAGGUACAAGAUGAUCUCUGAAUUCACCUGGCCCAACCAUGACCUCCCUUCAGACAAAGAGGCUGUCAAGAAACUGAUUGAACGUUGUGGUUUUCAGGAUGAUGUAGCUUAUGGGAAGACAAAAAUUUUCGUUCGAACACCCCGAACGUUGUUUACCUUGGAAGAACUCCGUGCCCAGAUGCUCAUAAGGAUUGUCCUCUUUCUACAAAAGGUGUGGCGGGGCACCCUGGCCCGCAUGCGGUACAAGAGGACCAAGGCAGCUCUGACAAUUAUCAGAUACUACCGGCACUACAAGGUGAAGUCGUACAUCCAAGAGGUGGCCAGACGCUUCCACGGCGUCAAGAGCAUGAGAGACUACGGGAAGCAUGUGAAGUGGCCAACCCCGCCUAAAGUUCUUCGCCGUUUCGAGGAGGCCCUGCAGGCAAUUUUUAACAGAUGGAGAGCAUCCCAGCUCAUCAAGAGCAUACCUGCUUCAGACCUGCCCCAGGUCAGGGCAAAGGUUGCAGCCAUGGAAAUGUUGAAAGGUCAAAGGGCUGACCUUGGGCUCCAGAGGGCCUGGGAGGGCAACUAUCUUGCUUCGAAGCCAGAUACACCUCAGACCUCAGGCACUUUUGUCCCCGUUGCUAAUGAACUGAAACGGAAGGACAAAUACAUGAACAUCCUCUUCUCCUGUCACGUCCGUAAGGUGAAUCGAUUUAGUAAGGUGGAAGACCGAGCAAUUUUUGUCACUGAUCGUCACCUGUAUAAAAUGGAUCCCACCAAGCAGUACAAGGUGAUGAAGACUAUCCCUCUAUACAAUCUGACUGGUCUGAGUGUCUCCAAUGGAAAGGACCAACUUGUAGUGUUCCAUACAAAAGACAACAAAGACCUCAUUGUCUGCCUCUUCAGCAAACAGCCAACCCAUGAGAGUCGAAUUGGAGAACUUGUCGGAGUCCUAGUGAAUCAUUUCAAGAGUGAGAAGCGCCACCUUCAAGUCAACGUCACCAACCCCGUGCAGUGCAGCCUGCAUGGGAAGAAGUGCACCGUCUCCGUGGAAACGCGGCUCAACCAGCCAGAGCCCGACUUCACCAAGAACCGUUCGGGCUUCACCCUCAGCGUGCCCGGGAACUGACCGCUCACCCGGGAGGCCUCGCCAGGGAGCGGGGGUUGCGGAGCCUGCAGCACCAUGGGCCCGGGGCGGCCGCCCCCACCGCUCAGCAUCGUAGGUUCCAGUCUAAUUGCUGAAUCCCUGCUACUGCCCACUAGAAAUCAGCUCGCGAGGGCCCGAGCUUAGGGAGGAGCCCUCUUCUGCCUUCUCUAAGGCCCCUCCCCUGAAGUUUUCUUCCUAGCUUUCUGCCUUUGCUCUCCAUCUUCCUCUGUCUCUACUUUCCACGGUCGCCACUCAACAAACCAAAGACCCCGGUGCGCUGCCCCAGACCCUGGGCUGACAGUCAGACCACAUCGCACCUCAGAAGCAACUGGAUGGUGCCUUCAGUCAGUGAGGGCCUCCCUCGACUGGCCAGGACAAGUCAGCGUGCCUUGACCCAGUGACCAGCUGCUGACCCUGCAAGGGGUGGGGUGGGGGGAGCCCAGGACGCAGUUUCCCCGACCAAAGACAUGCUCCCCUGGGAGGAUUGGGGGAGAUUUGGUGGAGAUGAGCUGGGGAUGUAGCCCUACUUUCUCCGAGAGCCCAGCCUGCCACCCCCUCCCCCAAGGUGAUGGCAGCCCCUGUGACCCAGCUCAGGGAGCUUCUCAGAGCUCCUUGCCCCCAGCAGCCAGCCAAAGCCACCAAGUAUGCAGGUUCACCUGUAGGGCCAGCCCCUCAGCCCAGGAACCAGUGGCCGGCAGAGCGGCCACGCCCAGCUGGCAGUCCAGCCUGCCCAGAGCCUGCCCCUGGGCCUCCUGCCCCUCCCCGGGAGAGAGCAGUGCGGAGACGCUCCGGGGCUUAUCUUGCUGCACCCACAGCCUGCGCCCAUGGUUGUCUUCCACUUACUUUUGUAGUUUGCAGGGUUGCUAAUCAUAUAUCAUGUCUGCUGUGCCCACACUCAUGUCAGGAACACUAAUAAGGAAAUGGAGUCACAGGGGCCAGGGGAGCACUCAGGGGUGUGGAAUUUUCCCCUUCUGUUUCAUACUCAUUUGGAGAACCAGGACUGGGGCGGGAAUGUCAGAGCACGCAGCAUUUCUGGGAAGGGGAGAGAUUGAAAACCAAGCGUGGGGUCCUGGCACUGCGGGCCAGGCCAGGAUGCCCACCCCUGCCCUGCACAGACCCCACCCUGCACGGACCCCUGCCACAGCUGGGGCCCAGGCUGCUGGGCACCCGGACCUCAUGCCAGGAGAAUGCCACCGUCUUGCCCAUUCUGCCCAGCAGAAAGCACAUGUGCUUCAGAUGCCUUCCUGAGAUCACCCUCCCUGAGCCUCAGCUGAGGAGGAUGCUGCGAACCUCUGGGCAGCCCAGGCCUCCCAGCCAGGAGCCCUAAAGGAAGGAGCAACUCUGGGUACCCCCUGUGGUGAGGGGGCUGAGGGUGAGCCCACGCCUCCUUCACUUUCUGACACUGCCCCUCCACCCUGCCACCUCCUCCCUCUAUGCUCCUGUCCUGCCACCCUGACCCCGAAAAAUACACCAAGUGCCUUAGUGCAGCCUCCUGUGCCUUGCCCAGUGCCCGAUGUGGUCACCCAGCUCUUCCUCAGAGGGUCCCAGCAGCCUGGUCUCAUGCGCACCCCCCACCCCCACUUCCCAGGGCUUGCAAACAUUUGCACCGUGUGCAAUUUGCAACAAAAAAUCCUAUUGGCAUCCUGUCCUUGGAAACCCAUUCUCAUUCUCAAAGCCUGGUCAGCUGCCUGCACGGCACAGAGGCGCCACCAGCCCAGUUUAGCAACGCUCAUGGUUUCGCCCAUCACCUUGACACUAGUUGAACCAUCUUAACUGGAACAUCGCCUCUCUUCCACUUACUUCCCCAAACUUGUUGCUUUACACUAGAUACAUGCAGACGUAUGUUUUAGACACACCAAAAUGGAACAUGCCAAAUGAGUGCCUUUCCGAGGCUCAAGAGGAGGAGGGGGUCUGGAGUCCUUCCUCUCGCCUUUCCACAUUGCCUGUGGCCCCUUAGCCCAGGGCCAGGCCUCCCGGCUGAGGGCCAGAGGAUGCUGGCUGUCCACAGCACUUUUUCAUGAUGUCCCAAAAGAAGUCACAGUGUGGCAACUGAAGAAGGACCGGGAAUUUAGGGUGUGAUCAUGGUGAUGCUUCCAGGGUGCCAAGGGGAAAGCAGGAAGACACAGUGAACGUAUGCAGUGAAGUGUUUCUCUUGAUUUAAUUAAAUGCAGUUUUAUAGUUUGGUGCGUAUAUUCCUAUUUUCCAUUAAAUUAACUUUAUUUCUAAAGCAUAUUUUGAUUUACCAUCAAGAGCAAUAAAGCAUUAAAUCUUA
Molecule: messenger RNA, 5616 nt
Organism: Diceros bicornis minor
Lineage: Eukaryota; Metazoa; Chordata; Mammalia; Perissodactyla; Rhinocerotidae
Gene: MYO1D
Product: myosin ID
Exons: 22
Coding region: 306-3326 (1006 amino acids)
Biological process (GO): actin filament organization; vesicle transport along actin filament
Cellular component (GO): cytoplasm; vesicle; microvillus
Molecular function (GO): microfilament motor activity; actin filament binding; ATP binding
Source: RefSeq, a predicted model, not a curated record